Molecule: messenger RNA, 1454 nt
Organism: Haliotis rubra (blacklip abalone)
Lineage: Eukaryota; Metazoa; Mollusca; Gastropoda; Lepetellida; Haliotidae
Product: transcriptional adapter 2-alpha-like
Biological process (GO): regulation of transcription by RNA polymerase II; chromatin remodeling
Cellular component (GO): SAGA-type complex; nucleus
Molecular function (GO): transcription coactivator activity; chromatin binding; protein binding
Source: RefSeq, a predicted model, not a curated record
UAUCGAUUCGAAUUAGUGAACUCUUCUGAGGAUGAGAUAACAAUAUUAAACAGGAAGUAGAGAUCUGUCUUAUAAACGUUUUCUGUCAUCUCGUUGAAUUUUCAGGAACAUUUUAGAUUUGGCAAUUCAAAGAUCGGCCACAGUGAUGGAGGAGGAAGACACCGCCUGCUGCCCCACGUGCACCACAUCUUUGGCAGAACCCUUUAUCCUGUGCACACAGUGUCAGCCCAACAUCCACCUGUGUCUCCACUGCUUCGCCCGGGGUGUAGAGUUUGGGGGUCACGAAAGCAAUCACGCAUAUGCCAUUUGUAAAAAGGACUUUCCCUUGUUUGAGAGUCAGUGGUCUGCUCAAGAUGAGGAGAGACUGUUGAGUCUUAUCCAGGAAAAUGGAUAUGGGAACUGGCGGGAGGUUUCACAGCAGAUGAAAAACAAGAGUAGCUCAGAGUGUGAGAGGCAUUACAACCAGUGGUACAUUGACAGUCCCCACCAGGCACUGCCCAAAUUUCCAGAAUCCAAGAUCACAUAUUUUCCAUCUCCUAUUGUGUUUAAACUUUCAGAGGACCCCCCAAGACCAGGUGAAGGCACUGCUCUGUCAAUAGAUAUGGCUGGAUAUAUGGCCGCUCGCGGAGACUUCAGCAUUGAACACGACAACUUCGCUGAACUGGAACUUCAGCACAUUGAGUUUGAGAAUGAUGGAGAAAAUCAGCUGGAAGAAGAUUUAAAAACUGCCGUAAUUGAAAUAUACAACAGCUGUCUCAAAGAAAGGCAAAGGAGAAAAAGAAUAAUACGUGACUAUGGGUUGAUCAACUACAGGAAACUGAUGGAGUCAAGUCAUAGCUAUGAGCGUUCAAUCCGACAUAUUGUGGAGGGUUUGCGAGCAUUCAUGCGUCUACAGUCUCCAAUGCAGUCAGACAUGUACUUGGAAUCACUGAAUCAUGAGCAGGAACUGAAGAACGACAUCCGCAAGCUCCAGGAGUACAGAGACAAUGGACUCACGCGAUUCCGACACAUGAAGGUGUACAGUAUGCUGAAGUCGAGGCGGACUGUCACACAGAACAAACGCCACCUGCUGAAAGACAUCCUCUCACAUAUCCAGGAUGAGUCUGCUUGUCAGUCCUGGCUGAAUCGUCAAGUUGCUCUGGAUAAUGUGUCUAAAGGCAUACCCCUAUCUCUCCCGGCUGCUCCUCGAAAAUCAGCCCCUCCCCUUGAUAUAUCUGGACUUCCAGGCCAGGAGAAGCUGUCACAGAAAGAAAGAGAGUUGUGUGCAUCUGUCCGACUAGUGCCGGAAGCGUUUUCUGGAUUCAAGAGGGUUCUAAUGUCCGAGUGUCAGAGAGUCGGGUGUCUCAAGUUAGCCCAGGCCCGGACACUCAUCAAGAUUGAUGUCAACAAGACGAGAAAACUGUAUGACUACCUCAUCCAAGAAGGGUUCAUAAAUAAAGAUCCUUUAUAAACCU